This is a messenger RNA of Exophiala viscosa, 1645 nucleotides long. RefSeq lists its product as uncharacterized. The record is from RefSeq and is a predicted model, not a curated record. Lineage: Eukaryota; Fungi; Ascomycota; Eurotiomycetes; Chaetothyriales; Herpotrichiellaceae. Bases 117 to 1445 code for a protein of 442 amino acids. The transcript has a single exon.
AUUCAAUGUGUUGAAGUAACUCACCUGGCAGCCUCGAAGCAUGCUUCUUUUGUGCAUGAUAACGAAUAGGAUCCUUGUUUGAUUCUUCCCUGCAUGUUAGCCUCGCAUGAAACACAAUGACGAUGAUAUCUCCACCCGCCUCACCUUCGACUCCUUCGCGAAAGCGCAGAUCGCUUAGACUGUCCACGUCCCAAGAAACACCAACAAGUCCCUACACGAGCGGCACGACUAAUGGCACUACCUACUCGAGACGUUCAUCACGUACUUCCCAGACUUCCUACCAGCCACGAUCUCCAAUGACACCCAGACCCAUGUCCUCAAAAUCCUCCAGACCGCCCUCCUUCUCGCAGCAACAACGCCGGCCGAGUCGGACGAGCGUUAUCAGCACGAGGAGUACAGAGGAUGAUCAAGGCCCUGGGAAUCUUGCAGACGAAUUAGGACAGGCUUGGGACGAAGAGGACGACGGUCAGUCGAGUUUCCUCGAGGGUCUGAGAGAGGGAGCCGUGGAGCAGGAUACGUCGAUGAACGGCCUACAAAGUCCAUACUACAUGAAUGACAUGCACGAUUUCGGAUUUGGUAUGGUGGUGCAGAGUCCUCACAUCGGUCAACAUGAUUCGUUAUCACCUGCGAUGCACCCGCCACCCAAGCCGCGAACAGACAUCGAACGAGGCCACCAGAGACACGAGUCGGCCUACGACGGGUCAGAAUAUGGCCCCGAGUCCGACGCGGAACAGGACGAAGAAGAGUCUCUCCCGCCUGCCCUUCGAAGACGAAUGCGUGAGCUCGAGAAGCUCACACGCAUGUGUGUCAAUCCGGAAGACGCAGUGAGCGAGGGUGGAGGGACCGUCAAAAGAACAAUUCAAAACCUGAAAGAACUUGGCCCGCAAGGGAACAUCGAAUAUGGCGUCACACGUAUGAUCACGGCAUAUACAUCAAUGUCCUCACACCGGACACAUACAACUCGAGAUCUGUUCACACAAAGCCAUUCACUCAUGUACGGCGGGUUUUUGAAUUUACCCGAAGAAAUGCUCGAUCUACUCGUCGACGAAAUCAACACAUUGAGCUCGAGUGUGCCCUUUCUCCGACCACAAAAUCCUCUCCUGUCUUUACAGAUUCUCGCCUCUCAAACCGAAGAGCUCGGCCAGACCCUCCGCUCACUUACCGACUUGCUUCAGGAGUUUCGUCUGGCAGCCACAGCAGCGACACGCAAACUCAAAUCAGUGCGUGACAUGGUGGACGACAUGCGGGUGGACGAAGAGCUGGUGGAGAAUAGCAUUAUGCUCAUUCAGACGGGCGACUGGGACCGACGGUGCAAGACAAGGCAGGCCGCGAAGACUUGUCAAGAUGUGUGCAAGGGGUUUGCUGAUCGGUGGGGAUUGGAUUUUGAUAUCGACCUGACAGCAAAGACUGAAGCACCACCAAAAGUCAUGGUAACGGCACAAUAAUGAUCAUAAUGAGCGAUUGAUGGUACUAGAGCAUGGAGUAUAGGGUUGGGUCUAUGGUAAGCGCAUACAUGAACGUACUCUGGUGGGAGGAGUAUAUUGGUUAGCACCGGUAGUAGGAGAUACCAUUCCACCAAACGAUAAUGUGAUAAUGGCAAACGAAACGUCCUCUGUACCGAAGCCCUCGAUUCCUUCUGUACCGG